CAGCCUAAGUAAUUGAACACAGCUAGUUUAACAAGAUUGGAAAGACGAAGGCACACUGACGAAUGUCUGAACAGGAAGAUUUCUUUGAAAAUGUUAUUGCUCCUAACUUCCUGUGCAUUUGAAUGCGUGGGUCACGGCGUUCAUUCGCCUUUAACGUCAACAUAAGUGCAUAUUUUUGUCUGUGUAAUGUCGUGCAUCUUCAGCAUCCGCUCUCUUGAUUAUUAGCUGUCGCAAUUAGUACAUUUUAAAUUCUUGUCUUUCAUUCGAUAAGCAGACUGUUCAAGAGUACCGAUGACUUACCUCAAAGAUGUUUAACAUACAUUUUUAACUACUGGGAAGUGGGAAAUUUGAGGGUUUUAUUGUUAUCGUCAAUAUUGGUAAAUUCACAGAACGGAUAAAACAGAUGACAUUACAGUGGACAAUUUCAAGUGCACUUUAAUACAGUUUUGAAUUGAGCAAGUUUCUUUGACGUCGAAGAUCAUGGGGUUGAAUAUUUUCAUGAACACAAAUAUAAAAUACGUCAUCGCAGUUUACUUCCCUUAUUAUUGGCCAAGACAACUUUUAUAGAUCUUGGUGAUAGUUGCCGCCCAGAUAAUUUAGCCGAAACAAGACCGUUAAUGAAUUUUACUGCUAGUCCCUACCCAAUUUUGAUCAACGCAAGCAAAGUUCACUUGAACUGUUCUGCAAAAGCCGUGCAAAAACAGGGAGCACGAGACAAAACAUACAUAUAUCGAAUUCUAUUUUACCGCGAUGGUUACAGACUAAUCCACGCUUGCAGGUAUGAAUCGUGGCGUAAAAAAAUAUGGGCGACUUGUGAUGUGCACGUGUCUGUUCUCGAAGAAUUCCCUUCAUUCAGAUGUAAAAUUGUAACCAGAUUUGAUUACUGCAAUGAAGCGAAGAUUAUUUUUGACGUCAAACCUCCUGUUGCUCCAAAAAUUACAUUGCUAGUAGCCAAUUAUGUGGAUAGAAAAAAAAUAGAAGUUACUUGCAAGACAUCUGGAUUGCCUGCACCUAACGUUUCGUGGUUUAUAAACGCUACUCGCGUGUUGUCUAACUCCAGUACUGUGGACCAAAAUACUAACGAAAAUGGGAGUCUUGGAAUAAAGGCUAUUUAUCCACAUGUGAACAUUAACACAACAAACGAUGUAUUUCAAAACAACAGCGAUACAUACAGCGUUACAUCGAAAAUUGUUGUCUCGAAUAACGAACUAGGUCUUCACGUCAAAUGUGUUUCUCAAAAUCUCCCGGGAAAAACACUCAGUCAAAAUGUCUAUUUCUACUACAUGGGCAUCCAAGCAAUGAAUAUAAACCUUGUGACUAUGAAGGUUGAUUGGUCUGUACAUCCAGACCUUUUAUAUCUCCCCAUUUCAUCAUAUAAUGUUUCUAUAACAUGUGGCGAUAAAUUCUCUAAAGCAUUUAUGGAUUUAAGACAGACCAGUGUUAACAUCAGCUAUCCCACGCCGUUCAGGACUAUCCUCACUUGCAUUGUUGACGUUCGUGGGGUUUCUUCAAAUAAAAGCGAUUUACUUGUGGGAACUUCUAGUUUUACGACACUAGAUCAAAAUCCUGCCCCCAGAAACGUAUCCCUGUUGAACAUUAGUGAUUCAUCGGUCAUUGUUCGAUGGACUGCUAUAAGAAAAUCGGAAUGGAGGUACGAUCGCCUUGCUGGUUACCGAAUAAACCUCGCUAACAGAAGUGUUCGGUUAAAUUACACAAUACCCAAUGAUGUUUUGAAGUUUUCUUUGACAAAUCUGUCGCACUCAACUAACUACGAAGUUUCAGUAACGGGAGUUGGCAAGAAUUUUGAAGGAAAAUCAAGCGGCUGGAUGAAGUUCAAAACAACUGCUCCGUUAGAACUAAAGACUCAAGACUACAUUAACACAAAGAUUCCGCAAACUGUUCAGAAAAAGAACAACUUAACAUUGACAAUUAUCGUCUCACUUGUGUGCUUAACGGCUGUGGUGAUUUUACUUCUGAUUUUAAUUCAAUGGUUUCGAAAUGACAAAUAUUGCUUUGCUGCUUUUUCGAAGAAGACUACAUCUAAUGAGAUGGAUUCCAAUAAUGCUAUGAUAAAUCUUCGAAUUCUUUUUCCGGAAUAUUUUGGCAGUGACAUGACCAGCGAUUUGGAAGACGCAUCAGAAUGGGAGAUAGAUCGGAGUCAGUUGGCCAUAUUUGAUCAUGUCCUUGGCGGUGGAUAUUUUGGUUUGGUGAGAGAAGGUUUGCUAAUGAAGACAUCUUUUGAUGAAUUUGAGAGAGAAAUUCGUGUUGCUGUGAAAACUCUCAGAGCCAAUCGUGGCCAAAGCGACUGGUUUGAGUUGAUUCGAGAAUUUGAAAUUCUCCAAUACGUGAACACCAUUGGUCAUGAAAACGUCAUCAAACUCCAUGGUGCAUGUACACAAGAAGUGCCCAUCUUGUUGGUUAUGGAGUUUUGCUGUCGAGGAAAUUUAAAGGAAUUUUUGAAAGAAAAUAGAAUCAACCGUGAAGAACAUGAAAGUUAUGAGAACAUUUAUUCAAGGCUUACUGAAAAGCAGCUGAUUAACUUCGCUUCAAAGAUUGCUAAAGGAUUGAUGUUUUUGAACGAGCAAAAGAUUGUACAUCGAGACAUUGCCUGCCGUAACAUUCUCUUGACGGAACAACUUGUUCCAAAAAUUGCAGAUUUUGGACUCGCAAGAAAAAUUGAUGUUACACGUCACUAUAUUGUUAACAAAAAUAAAAUGCUUCCUGUGAAAUGGAUGUCUCUAGAAUCUUUGCUUGAAGGGCGAUUUACAUCUGCGUCCGAUACGUGGUCGUAUGGGGUAUUGUUAUGGGAAAUUUGUACUCUUGGUAAAGAACCUUAUGAGGACACGUCGCCUUACGAUAUGUUUGAUUACCUGACUAAAGGAAAUAGAAUGACGCGUCCCUCACAUUGCAGCGAAGAAAUAUAUUUGUUGAUGAGUCAAUGCUGGCAACAAGAUGAAAAGAAAAGGCCGAGUUUCUCAGAUAUUCAUUUGUCAUUGGAGGAUAUGCUCGUCGAAAAAGAGAAACACUAUAUCAACGUUCGUCUCCAUAACGAAGUUGAUGAAAUAACGUCUUCAGCAAUCGAAAACCAUACGGAAGAAGACUCCUCGAGUUCUGGGAUCUCAUUAACAGCAUCAAUGGAUAAUGACAGCGGAUUGGAUUUGAUUGAAAGUGGAGUAAACGAAACUGCUUUUUAGAAGUCCCAGAUUCGGUUUUAUGCAAAAUAAAUUACUUGAAAUUCUGUUUUUUGUAAUGUUGCAUUCUCCGUUGACUGAUCAUCGCCAGAAAAAAAGUUUCCAGGCUAAAAAUGUUCUUAGCCUGGUUAUUAUCAUGCAUGCAGUCUUUUCUGUGAUAUAAAUUUCCAUAAUGUACCUAUAUAGUGUCAAACAGGAUUAUGUUUAGGAUUUGAGAUUAAUUUCUGGACUACAAAUCUCAGUUGUUAAAUUUUGGGUUUAUGAUACAGUAGCUACUUACAGUUGAUGUCUAAGAUGACAAAAAAGAAGACAAGCAACACUGAAAGUUCAAGCUCAAUAUUCUCAUUAACUCGGUUCUUAUAAACAAAGAGUGUAGUUCGUUUAUUGUAGCGUUAAUAAAAAUUAAUGAUUCAUGCAAACUAUCUAAAAAUAUAUGUUAUUGAAAAUAUAUCUUAACUAACGAUUUUUACUAUCCAUAAAGGAAUAAUCUAUCUCUAGUGUCAUUUUAUUGAUAAAAUAAAAUACGUUAUCAACAAUGUAA
Molecule: messenger RNA, 3732 nt
Organism: Xenia sp. Carnegie-2017
Lineage: Eukaryota; Metazoa; Cnidaria; Anthozoa; Malacalcyonacea; Xeniidae
Product: angiopoietin-1 receptor-like
Exons: 19
Coding region: 618-3194 (858 amino acids)
Biological process (GO): protein phosphorylation; multicellular organism development; cell surface receptor protein tyrosine kinase signaling pathway
Cellular component (GO): signaling receptor complex
Molecular function (GO): ATP binding; transmembrane receptor protein tyrosine kinase activity; protein binding
Source: RefSeq, a predicted model, not a curated record